CUUUGUUCUGUGAAAAGCGCAGGUCAGUAGAGCUACAUGCUGCUACUGUUUGGGAAAAGGGGGAGAAAAAAAAGCUGAGUAAUGCUGGAGUCUUUCUCCCGUGGCUGAUGCAAACCUGGAGAAUUUGCAUCAUCAUUUAGCCGGAGUUAGUUGGUGUGUUAGUUGGAACUUAAAGCCCAGCUCGUGAGGAAGCCCAGCUAGUUUCUAAUGAUAGGGCUGGAGCAGCCGCUCUUGGAGCAGCGGCAGCAGCAACCUUAGGGACGGAAACUAGGCUUCGGACAGCCACGGAAGGCACAGGUGUUCUGGAGAAGUCAUUAGCCAGAGUAAAACACGCCUUUGGGGUCCCUACCUGGGAGCCCCAGAGCAGCGUUAAAGGCACCAGAAAAAGAAACAGUCCGAACUCAGGGAAAAGGGAGACUAGAUCUUAGUUUGAAAGUUUUUCUCCUCCUCACUUCUACUUCUUUCCCCAUCUCCUUAUCCACCUCGUCCCAUCCUCCUCCUCUUCCUUCUUUUUUUUUUCUCUCCUUUCUUUUGCACUUUUUGCUUUUUUUCCUUCUGCUCUCCCACUAUGGUCAGGAAGCCCGUGAUGCCCUCCAUCUCCAAUGGAGGCUAUCUCCAAGGGAAUGCUCAUGGCCAUUUAGACUCCAUGGGCAGCAAAGAGGCCCUGAAGCAGGAAAAGAUAGUACUGAAGAAAAAGAUCACGCUGCUAAGGGGCAUAUCCAUCAUUACUGGAACUAUCAUCGGGGCUGGCAUCUUCAUCUCCCCCAAAGGAGUUCUCCAAAACACGGGCACAGUGGGUAUGUCUCUGGUCGUCUGGUCGGUCUGUGGACUCCUCUCUCUAUUUGGGGCUUUGUCUUAUGCUGAAUUGGGGACAUGUAUAAAGAAAUCUGGUGGACACUACACUUACAUCUUGGAAGUUUUUGGCCCAUUACCAGCUUUUGUCCGAGUCUGGGUAGAACUACUCAUAAUACGCCCUGCUGCCACUGCUGUGAUAUCCUUGGCAUUUGGACGCUAUAUCCUGGAACCAUUUUUUAUUCAGUGUGAAAUCCCAGAACUUGCAAUCAAGCUAAUUACGGCCGUGGGCAUCACGUUGGUCAUGAUUCUCAAUAGCAUGAGUGUCAGCUGGAGUGCCCGGAUCCAGAUUUUUUUAACCUUUUUCAAGCUUACAGCAAUUCUGAUAAUUAUAGUCCCUGGAGUUAUGCAACUAAUUAAAGGUGAAACUCAGAACUUUAAAGAUGCCUUUUCUGGAAAUGAUGCCAGUAUUAUGAGAUUACCAUUGGCUUUUUAUUAUGGAAUGUAUGCAUAUGCUGGUUGGUUUUAUCUCAACUUUGUUACUGAAGAAGUAGAAAAUCCUGAGAAAAAUGUUCCUCUUGCAAUAUGCAUAUCAAUGAUCAUAGUCACUGUUGGCUAUGUCCUAACAAAUGUGGCUUACUUCUCUACCAUCAGUGCUAAAGAGUUGCUGCUCUCCAAUGCCGUGGCAGUGACCUUUGCAGAAAGGCUUUUGGGAAAAUUUUCAUUAGCCGUUCCAGUUUUUGUUGCCCUUUCCUGUUUUGGCUCCAUGAAUGGGGGCGUUUUUGCUGUCUCCAGGUUGUUUUAUGUUGCUUCCCGUGAGGGUCACCUUCCAGAAAUCCUCUCCAUGAUUCAUGUCCACAAGUACACUCCUCUGCCAGCUGUCAUCGUUUUGCACCCAUUGACGAUGAUAAUGCUUUUCGUCGGUGAUCUUAAUAGUCUUUUGAACUUCCUCAGUUUUGUCAGGUGGUUUUUUAUUGGGCUAGCAGUUGCAGGACUGAUUUAUCUCCGAUACAAACGGCCAGAUAUGCAUCGUCCUUUCAAGGUGCCGCUGUUUAUCCCAGCUCUCUUUUCCUUCACAUGCCUUUUCAUGGUGGCCUUGUCCCUUUAUUCUGAUCCUCUCAGUACCGGGAUAGGUUUUGGGAUCACGCUGACUGGUGUCCCGGCAUACUACUUCUUCAUUGUCUGGGACAAGAAGCCAAAGUGGUUCCAGAGAAUAUCAGAUGUAAUAACCAGAACCCUGCAGAUAUUGCUGGAAGUUGUACCCCCAGAAGAUGACCAUAAUAAGUCAUGAUCAGUUGAAUUCCAAAGAAGGCGCCAUACGUUGAUGUUCUACAUUUAUCUGAGGCGAAAUGAAAAUGAGAAACUGCUUCUUGAGAUUACAGAGAAUUACAAGACUGGAUUAUGGCUUAAAUCUCAAAGGAAACAAGUAUUUCCAAGCAGUGGUUUUCUUAUGUGUUCAAACCUGUGUUCAAGAAGUUUAGACGUACCUUCAGGUACAUGUGUAGAGCGCCUUCACACUGCCCUUUUUAGGGGCAGACACCUUUUGUGGGAAGGGGAAGGAGAGAUAAUGACAAACCACUCUUAUGAUCUUUCUCUGCGACAUUGCCUUACUGAAUCCUAGGAUCUUCAAAUUGAAGGCCAUGGGAUAUUUUCUCUAUUAUACGUGUUAUUUUUUUUCUGUUGUAUUUUGUUUUUUGGUUUUAAUGGUUUUACAUGUUCUAGGUAGAUAUACUGUGAAGUGUUCUCUGCUCUUUGGACUUGUCACUCAUCUUGAUUGUGAUGUGAGAUUGGGUGACAGGAGUCCAACUUAACUUUAAAUCUUCAACCCAUAAGUCUUCCUUUUUGUUUCAUUUGCACUGUACUAGUCCUCCAAAUAGUCACACUGGCUUAGGUAUCACUAUUCCUUUUUUAACAAACUGAGAAGGGAUGUAACUUUUUUUUUUUUUUUUUUUUUUUUUGAGUGUAGUAAAAGAGAGGAGCUUUGGGGCUUUUGUUUAUCAGUUUUAUUCAGCAAAUGUGCUGACCUGAAAACCUGAUUGGUUUAUUUAUUGUGAAGAUUUUUAAAAAUAAGGCCAUGUAAGAAAUUAGACACUGUGGGCAAAAUCCUUUUGUUCCUUAUGAGGAGGAUGAAAUGGAAAGGACACAGGUCUUCACCCUUUUCAACAACUUCUACCACUAGAUGUUUUUAGCCCCUAUUUCACUUGGAAAAGAAUAAUAACUACCUGUUGAAUAUAUCAGAAAAUUUUUUUUUGCAUCUUCAAAGAACCAACAUCAAUAUUUAAAAUGUUUCACCCAGGUGGGGAAAUUGCCCGACCACAUCCUUGCACUCAUAUCUGUAUGCACUGUUUCUUUUUUAAAAGGAGGAGAUUUUUGUAUUUGAAUAAUUUUACAGAGUGACAAAUUUAAAGUGUUCCUGUAUUUUAUACAUAAUUUUAUUAAAAAAGAAAACCAAAAACAGUUGAAUAAGAUUUUGGUGUAUUAUACUGAAUGAACAUUUAUCUGGGAUUUAAAUGAUUUUAAUUUUAGGGCUGACUCCCAUAACUGAGGGUAGGUGUCUUUGAUGACUACUUUAUCACAAUGGCCCUCAGUUGCUUCAUAUCUAAAAUUCAGAUUUAUGGCUGAACUUUUGUAUCUUGUGAAACAGAAGAUGGAGGCAAGGAAUAGAGUAGAAGGAAUUCACUUGGGGGUUAGCUACCAGGGAACAAAAAGUGCACCUUAUGAUGGGACUUUGGUACCAUCUAAUUAUUUAAAUAUUGUUGAUGUGGGAGAAAGUUCAGGUUUCCCUGUUCUAGUUAAGGUACUGGUAAAAUAGAAAAAAUGAAUUGUGAACAUCUCCAAGUUUAUUUUCUAUGGUUCUACAAACUGUUCAAAUUGUUUGAGUAAAGAUGUCUAUUUACAUGAAAGACUGAGGGGUCAGUAUGUGGAAUAUUGUUACUAAAAAUUGGAUGUGGAAUUGUUGACAUUUUGUUCAAGAAUUUCUGGUUACUGUUCUUCAAUGUUGUCAGUAAUUUCAAUGUAAAGAUUAAUUUCACUUGCAGAGGGAAAAUAUGUGAUAAAUGUAUUUUUAAAAUGAAUUAAAGUGUGUAUAUGCAUGUG
This is a messenger RNA of Sarcophilus harrisii (Tasmanian devil), 3888 nucleotides long. RefSeq names its product solute carrier family 7 member 11 (gene SLC7A11). The transcript is spliced from 12 exons. The record is from RefSeq and is a predicted model, not a curated record. NCBI's taxonomy places the organism in Eukaryota, Metazoa, Chordata, Mammalia, Dasyuromorphia, Dasyuridae. The coding region runs from base 569 to 2083 and encodes 504 amino acids. Gene Ontology annotation, cellular component: membrane. Gene Ontology annotation, molecular function: L-amino acid transmembrane transporter activity. Gene Ontology annotation, biological process: amino acid transmembrane transport.